Molecule: messenger RNA, 5053 nt
Organism: Astyanax mexicanus (Mexican tetra)
Lineage: Eukaryota; Metazoa; Chordata; Actinopteri; Characiformes; Acestrorhamphidae
Gene: oga
Product: O-GlcNAcase
Exons: 17
Coding region: 549-3347 (932 amino acids)
Biological process (GO): glycoprotein metabolic process
Molecular function (GO): beta-N-acetylglucosaminidase activity
Source: RefSeq, a predicted model, not a curated record
UCAGACUGGUUUCGUGAGUCUGCGCAGUGAGUGUAAACAGGAAGAGAAAAAUUAGGCUGUUAGAUGUUGAUGAAGGCGAUGUUAAACGUUGCAGGUUUUGCUCCUCUUUUUGUUAAUAACGUUUGAUAUUUUGUACACAAAGUUGGGUCGUUUGUAACGCCGUAUUUGGCACGGAAUACGCGGCUUUUGGCGAAAUAACGACAAACACGUCAGUUAGAGAAAAGCUGCUAAUGCUAAUUCGCGAGGCUAGAGACCGUUAGCGGCGGUGACAGGAUUGACGGCGCAGAGGAUCAAACUACAGUAAAACCACCGUGGCUGGAUGUGGCAUUGCUAAAAAUAUCUGUUUUAGAGAAAUAAGUCGGUAACAUUACUGUCGAUACGGUUUAAAUCAGCUCUCGGCUGCUCCCCACGGGAGUGUACUAAUCUAGCGGUUAGCUAAGCUAGGUGGCUAAUGUAAUAGCUGGCUAUUAGUUAACAUUUCGAGGGGCGGGAGCGAUAUUAUUAUAAACAUAUUAUUUUAGCUGCAGCAGUGGUGUUCAGCUAGCUUUAUGGUGGAAAUGGUUCAGAAAGACAAAAUAGUGGAAACGUCUCCGACGGAGAGUGAGCCGAGCCCCGGGGGAACGGAGGCCGAGGUGCAAAGCCCGGUUGACGAGCACAACAUUGUGGUGGAGAGAACAGGCCGGAGAAAAUUCAUCAGCGGGGUUGUGGAGGGCUUUUAUGGUCGACCAUGGACAAUGGAACAAAGAAAAGAGCUAUUUAGGAGACAGCAGAAGUGGGGCUUGAACACAUACCUGUAUGCACCAAAAGAUGACUACAAGCACAGGAUGUUUUGGAGAGAGAUGUACUCUGUUGAAGAAGCAGAACAACUCAUGACUCUUAUAAGUGCAGCAAAAGAGCAUGGGAUAGAGUUCAUCUAUGCUAUUUCCCCUGGCCUGGAUAUAACAUUCUCAAACCAGAAGGAGGUCUCUACAUUGAAAAGGAAGCUAGACCAAGUCUCUCACUUUGGUUGCAAGUCCUUUGCUUUACUUUUUGAUGACAUUGAUCACAACAUGUGUCCAGCUGAUAAAGAAGUAUUCAGCUCCUUUGCACAUGCACAAGUGUCUAUUACCAAUGAGAUCUUUCAGUAUUUGGGAGAACCUGAAACCUUUUUGUUUUGCCCAACAGAGUACUGUGGAACCUUUUGCUAUCCAAACGUGGCCCAGUCACCUUACUUGCGCACAGUUGGUGAGAAGCUGUUGCCUGGCAUUGAAGUUUUGUGGACAGGUCCAAAGGUAGUCUCUAAAGAUAUAACAGUAGAGUCUAUUGAAGAAGUGACAAAGAUUCUGAGGAGAUCUCCUGUCAUCUGGGAUAAUAUUCAUGCCAACGACUACGAUCAGAAAAGGUUGUUUCUUGGCCCUUAUAAAGGAAGGUCUACGGAACUCAUCCCUCGGCUAAAGGGAGUCCUCACCAACCCCAACUGUGAAUUUGAGUCAAACUUUGUGGCCAUUCACACAUUAGCCACAUGGUAUAAGUCAAACAUGAAUGGAGUUAGAAAGGAUGUGGUCAUGACGGAUAGCGAAGACAGCACAGUGUCCAUUCAGAUAAAACUUGAAAAUGAAGGAAGCGAUGAGGAACUGGAGACAGAUAUCCUCUACAGCCCGCAGAUUGCCCUCCAGUUAGCCCUUACUGAAUGGCUUAACGAGUUUGGAGUGCCUCAUCAAUACAACAGUCGUCAGGUUGCUCACAGUGGUGUGAACAGUUCUUCUGUUGAAGUUCCCUCACUAUCAACUGCUACUUUAGGCUCCUCCACUACAGUUACCACAGUUUUUCAGCAACCCAUCAUGAGCCCUACUGCUCCGCUCAGUGAGGAGCCACACACACUGCACAAAGACCAAGAAGAAGAAGAAGAAGUGGAAGUGGAGAAGAAAGACCUGGAUGAAGAGCCCAUGGAGAUGGUGCUGGAAAAACAAGAUGAGGUGGAGGAUGCCAAGAAUGUCAACCAAAUUCUUACAAAGAUUGUAAAGGCCACAAUGACUGAGGACCUCAAACCCAUGGACACAGAUAAGGAGAGUUUAACAGAGUCUAAGUCUCCAGAGAUGUCCAUUCAGGAAGAUUUGGGCAGUGAUGUGGCACCGAUGCAGACAGAUGAGCAACUAAAUAAGGAAGUGUUUGUUCCAGGUCCCAAUGAGAAGCCACUGUUCACAUCUGAGCCACUCACACUGGAGGACCUGACUCUGAUGGCAGAGCUUUUCUAUCUUCCCUAUGAACAUGGUCCCAAGGCAGUGCAGAUGCUCAAGGAAUUCAACUGGCUCAGGGCCAACAGCAGCCUCGUCAGCGUAAAUUCCAAAAGCGAAGAUUCAGAGAAGGUUGCUGAAUGGCACUCCAGAGCGGAUAAUUUCGAGGAGAUGUGCUGCUCCGUCAUGCAGAUGUUCACCAGACUCUCCAACUCUGCGAACAGGACUAUUCUGUAUGACCUAUAUCCCUAUAUCUGGGAUAUAAAGAGUAUCAUCUCUAUGAUCAAAUCAUUUGUUCAGUGGUUGGAUGGAAGGAUCCUCAGCACAAGUUUCUACUGCUAUUGGAUCGACAGUGGCCGAUGGUGUCGUAGUCAGUCCUCAGCACAGUUCUUAAGUGGAGACCAAGAGCCCUGGGCCUUUAGGGGCGGUCUAGCGGGAGAGUUCCAGCGACUGUUGCCAAUAGAUGGGGCAAACGAUCUUUUCUUCCAGCCACCACCCUCAAUGCCAACUUCAAAAAUGUAUUCCAUAAGGCCUUACUAUCCCAAAGAUGAGACUGCUGUCUACAAGAUUUGCAAAGAAAUGUAUACAGAGGGAUGUAAUGACCUUCCUUUCUCUGACCAGGAGCCAGACCUGAUUGGAGACAGGUUAGUAGGAGGGUUUCUGACACUCAGCCCAGACUAUGGCUUCGUCUUGGAAGAUGAGGAUGGAAUCUGUGGCUAUGCCCUGGGCACUGUUGAUGUUCAGCCCUUUGUAACGAAGUGCAAAAUGAGCUGGAUUCCAUUCAUGCAAGAAAAAUAUAACAAACCUGACUUAGAGAAGGACCUGUCUGAGGCAGAGAAGAUGAUGCUAAGCUUCCAUGAAGAGGAGGAGGUUUUGCCUGAAUCAUUCCUCAGUAAUUUCCCCUCCCUCAUAAAGGUGGACAUUCAAACAAAAGUCACUGACCCCAGUGUAGCCAAAAGCAUGAUGGGUUGUCUCCUCUCGUCUUUAAAAGCCAACGGCUCCCAUGGUGCCUUCUGUGAGGUCCGGCAAAUUGACAAACGGAUGUUGGACUUUUAUGGCAAACUUGGCUGCUUUGAAGUGGCCAAAAUGGAGGGCUUUCCAAAAGAUGUCAUCAUAAUGGGGAGGAGCUUGUGAAGGGUUGGAAGACUUUUGAAGAAUUUUGGAAGAACUUGUACAAAGCUGCAGUGGUCUGUGUAGAAGGCUCAGAGUGCAUUUCAGUCAUGUUCAAGUAACAAUCAGUGAUCCAUUUUGUAAAUCUUUGUUGCACCCAUUGCAGGCUGCUGUUCUAGCUUUAUUCUGCAAAGUGUUUUUUUACAGAAACUGCUGGAGACACUUGUAUAAUAUAAGGUGCUUCUCUUAGAUAUUGUGCUUUUGCCAAUCAGAGGUGGCGUGCAAGAAUAUGUGUGAGUGCUUGUAUUGCCUUUUCAAUGAGACCCUCCUCUGGUCUGCAAGACAGCUUGAGCUGGCCAGGUGUCAUUUUAGCCCAUUACACCUCUCAAAUGCAGCUGGUAGGCAGUCACUCACAUUCGGUACACUGCAAAAUUCAGUGAGUGGACUUAGACACAAUCAACAGCCUAAAGCUACAAUAACUUAAGAACAAAUAAGUUUAUCUACAUUCAUUUUGCCUCUCCGCUCCUGUGCUUUAAUGCCUAUCCAGUGGUAGAUCAUUAUGCAGGCUGAACCACUGCUUUUUGUUGAUGUUUUGCAGUUCUCCAGAUACAAAAUGAUAACAAAACAGUGGAGUGAACUCAGCAAUUUAACAGAUUGGGUGUGUCUUUGUUCUCGAAGAAGGAUUUUAUUGUGUGGCAUGAUGGCUUGAAGAAAAAGUAUACAAGGAACCUGAAACUGUAAGGGAACAACAGUGGAGAGGAGAGACCCUUGUCCUUAAAAUUGCAUGGAUAUUACUUUUGUGCAUAAGCUAGUAGCAUGUGUAUCUUGAUGAUACAUUUUUGUGAUUUGUACAGCGAUGCCUUCCUGUCUGUGGCCUUCUUUCGAGGCUCCGCCACCCUUCCCUGCAACCCCUUUGAGAUAUUGAGAUCUGAUCUGUUCCACACGUCUUCGAGUUUGUGUUCAUUAUAUUUUGUGGAGAUAAACCAUGGUUAGAUAACCGUUCAUACAUUUGAAGUUUUUGGCUGGAGGUUUUUAAUUUUUGUCAUGAGAAUGUCCACCAAGAUAUCUGACCAUGGCAAGGCAAGUCCUAAUGUAUAAUGACAGUAAAGCAAUAUUUGACAAGAAAAUAUAUUGACACUGAGAUGGCAGUGUUUUUGUUUCCAUGCCCUAAAAUUUUUACAUAUUUUUCUAAGGUUAAAGUAGGUGUCAGCUCAUCUUUUUUUUGUUUUAACUGGUAUAAACUCGUUUACCAACAGAUCAUGGACAGAUAACUAGUCUAAAUACUCAUUGGCAUAAAUUGGACAUUUUGGCACAAAUAUGCUCCAAAUAUGUAAAGAUCUCCCAAAUAAGAGUUUUUGUAGUCUCUAGCAACUGCAAUGACAAAUGCACAUCGUUUUCAGCCUUCAAUAAUAAAAAAAAACUCUAGGAACGAAAAGGUAUUUUUCCCUCCACUUGUUCUCUUUUGGCCAACCAUGGGGAGCUUGACCUUGCACGGCCAUGAUUUCUUAUGGUUUUUAUUUCACCAUGCCUGCUAUUUUGUUCUGGAAGUUGACAUCAUAUUCAAGUAGAAAGGGCUUCAUUUUUUGAGAGUCUAAAUACAAUUAACAAUUUAAAAACAUUUCUGUACUUUGGGUUGUAAUUAUGAUAAUGUAUGUAAUGUAGUUAUUAUACUUUCUGUAAGGUUUGUAUGUAAUUAAAAUGGUUAAUUACAAUAAAGUAUGUUAAAUAGA